UCAAGGGCUCCGACUGUCAUGGCGGUGACGGUCUGAAGCUACCCACCUACCCGGGAGCAGCAAUCAGGAAGCGAACGCGACACAGCAGCGACAGCACGGAGCCGAACGCCGUCUCUCGGCCAAGCGGGAGUGAGUGCACUUUCCCCGGCAGAGAAGGAACAGCGAGCGGACGCCUUGUGUUCUUUCGUCGGAGGUUAGAAAAAAAAAACGCUCGGUUUGUGAGUUUGUCGCUACCUGUCAAGUGUGUUGGACUCCAUGACAAUAGCAACUUCCGCCGGUUGUAAAGUGGCCCUUUUUAAAGCCUCUUCAUCGGCUAGAGGAUACGGCGAGCUACUCUGAGGGUUUCCUUUACCUUCUCCGUCCUCCCCCCACCGUCUCGUUGGACAGCAUUUAAUCCGCCUGUGUGCUAUCAAGUUACGGACUAAAGAAGAGGAGUAGUUGGCGGAGGCACUUCCACGGCGGAAGAACACUCGUUGUACUUUUCCUUUUGGACAGACUUUAUUUGUCUUGAAUGGGGAAGGACAUACUUGUCUAAUGUGUCUGUAGACUGUCCAGAACUUGCCCGGAGAGGAAUUGAAGAAGACACCCUCUCUCCGGCCUUUACUCGGAUUUGCGAGGCGAACAGGUGCAUUUACCUGUGGACGCCACCUGAGCACCGCCUGAAGCAAUGGCGAGCGAGGAGACCUCUGGCCCGGACGCCACGCCGGCCAAAUUGGCUCUCAACCCGGCCGUGCCCAUAAGGGGGAUCCGGAUGAAAUUUGCCGUUCUGGCCGGCCUGAUGGAAGUCGGGGAAGUGUCCAAUCGAGACAUCGUGGAGACCGCCUUCAACCUGCUGGUCGGCGGCCAGUUCGACCUGGAGAUGAACUUCAUCAUCCAGGAGCCCGAGAGCAUUGUGUGCAUGGUGGAGCUUUUGGACAAGUGCGAGCCCACCUGCCAGGCCGAGGUGUGGAGCAUCUUCACCGCCAUCCUCAAAAAGAGCGUCCGCAACCUGCAGGCGUGCACCGACGUAGGUCUCAUCCAGCUGGUGCUGCAGCGUAUAUCGGCCACCGACAGCAUGAUUGCAGACCUCCUAGUGGACUUGCUGGGCGUGCUGGCCAGCUACAGCAUCACGGUCAAAGAGCUGAAGCUCUUCUUCAGCAAACUUCAAGGGGAGAAAGGCCAGUGGCCUCGUCAUGCAGUGAAGCUUCUGUCGGUGCUGAAGUACAUGGCUCACAGGAAUGGACCCGACUCCUUCUUCAGCUUUCCGGGGAAAAACGCCGCAGCCAUAGCUCUUCCACCCAUCGCAAAGUGGCCCUACCAGAACGGCUUUACAUUCCAUACGUGGCUGCGCAUGGACCCUCUCAACAACAUCAAUGUGGACAAGGACAAGCCUUACCUCUACUGUUUCCGCACCAGCAAAGGCCUGGGCUACUCGGCACACUUUGUGGGCGGCUGCUUGAUUGUGACCUCGUUGAAGUCCAAGGGGAAAGGAUUCCAGCACUGUGUGAAGUUUGACUUCAAGCCGCAGAAGUGGUACAUGGUGACCCUGGUGCACGUAUACAACCGCUGGAAAAACAGCGAAAUUAGCUGCUACGUCAAUGGAGAGCUGGCCUCCUUCGGAGAGAUUGCCUGGUUCGUCAACACCAGCGACACGUUUGACAAGUGCUUCCUGGGCUCAUCCGAGACGGCGGACGCCAACCGUGUCUUCUGUGGCCAGAUGGGGGCGGUCUACUUAUUUGGAGAGGGCCUCAAUGCUGCUCAGAUCCUGGCCAUCUACCAGCUGGGUCCAGGUUACCAGGGCACGUUCAAGUACAAGGCCGAGAGCGACUUGAUGUUUGCCGAGCACCACAAGACCCUGCUGUAUGACGGCAAGCUGUCUUCCAGCAUCGCUUUUGCGUACAAUCCUCGCGCCACAGACGCCCAGCUCUGCCUGGAGUCCUCCCCCAAGGACAACGCCUCCAUUUUCAUCCAUUCCCCUCAUGCGCUCAUGCUUCAGGAUGUGAAGGCCGUGGUGACUCACUCAGUCCAGAGCGGCAUCCACUCCAUUGGGGGAGUGCAGGUCCUCUUCCCGCUUUUUGCACAGCUGGAUUUCUGCCAGCCCUCCAGCCAGGAGCUGGACACCUCUGUCUGCUGCACGCUGCUGUCCUUUGUCAUGGAGCUCCUCAGGAACUCUGUGGCCAUGCAAGAGCAGGUCCUGGCCUGCAAAGGCUUCCUGGUCAUCGGAUACACCUUGGAGAAGUCCUCCAAGGUCCACGUGACACGGCCCGUCCUGGACAUCGUGCUGGCCUUCUCCCGAUACCUCAGCAACUUGCAGAACGGCAUCCUGCUGCUCAAGCAGCUCUGCGACCAUGUUCUCUUCAACCCCGCCAUCUGGAUCCAUGCCCCCGCCAAGGUGCAACUGACUCUGUACACGUACCUGGCCACGGAGUUCAUCAGCACCGUGACCAUCUACAACGCCAUCCGCAGGGUUGGCACCGUGCUGCAGGUCAUGCACACGCUCAAGUACUACUACUGGGUCGUCAACCCGCAGGAUCGCAGCGGCGUUGCGCCUAAAGGCCUCGAUGGUCCGAGGCCGACCCAGAAGGAAAUGUUGUCUUUGCGAGCCUUUCUGCUGCUGUUUGUCAAGCAGCUCAUAAUGAAGGACCACGGUGUGAAGGAAGACGAGCUACAGAGCAUCCUCAGCUAUCUCCUCACCAUGCACGAGGAUGACAAUCUCAUGGAUGUGCUGCAGUUGCUGGUGGCGCUGAUGUCUGAGCACCCUGGACCCAUGGUGCAGGCGUUUGACCAACGCAACGGCAUUCGAGUGAUUUACAAGCUUUUGGCAUCCAAGAGCGAAGGGAUACGAGUGCAGACACUAAAAGUGUUGGGCUACUUCCUGAAACAUUUGACACCAAAGAGGAAGUCUGAGGUCAUGCUGAGUCACAGCCUCUUCUCCCUGCUCACCGAACGCCUGACGCUCCACGCGGGCCAGUUCUCCAUGACCACCUACAACGUGCUCUUUGAGAUUCUCACAGAGCAGAUCUGCACACAAGUGAUCCAUAAACAACAUCCGGACCCGGACUCCACCGUGAAGAUCCUCAACCCGCAGAUUCUGAAGGUCAUAGCCGCCUUGCUAAAGAGCUCCCCACUGUCGGCCGAAAGCAUGGAGGUGCGCAAGGUGUUCUUGUCCGACAUGAUCAAGCUAUUCAACAACAGCAGGGAGAACCGCAGGAGCCUGCUGCAGUGCUCGGUGUGGCAGGAGUGGAUGCUGUCGCUGUGCUUCAUCAACCCCCGCGGCGGCGAGGAGCAGAAAGUCACCGAGAUGGUGUACGCCGUCUUCCGCAUCCUGCUCUACCACGCCAUCAAGUACGAGUGGGGCGGCUGGCGCGUCUGGGUGGACACCUUGUCCAUCACACACUCCAAGGUCACCUUUGAGCAGCACAAAGAGAGCCUGUCCCGCAUGUUCCGCCAGUACCAGCAUCAGGAGUCUGCCGGGUCUGUCGGCCCAAUCCGAACAGUCUCUGGGGUCAGCCAAAGUUCGGACACCACAGUUUGCGUGAAUGGACAAUCUUCAGAAGGCCCGCCCCCGUCCACCGUCAUUGAACUCACAGUGGACACGCAGUCGUCCACUGAUGUGUCUCAGGCAAAGGCGUCCAUGGCUGCGCCCAAAGAGGGGGAGGACAAGCAAAGACUGCCUGUGGUGGACGGACAGAAUGGGAGCACAAAGCAGACUGCUGACGGCACACAGAAACCUGCAACGGCUGACGAUGAGCUCGAGAAAGAAGUAGACACAAAACAAGUAACUGAGUCCGAAGGCCCUUCUAACGAAGCAGACUCGGGUACUGCGGUGGUGUCUGAAGAAGAACCCACUGCCUCUCUGGACAACAGCACGCUGGGCGGUGCCUCCGUCUUCAACGAGGACCUUGUUGACGUGUCCUCCACUAGCGAACAGGUGGACGACAGCCAAGAAGAGUCCUCGUUUGCCUCGGCCGCGACCGAGGAGGAAGUGGGCAUGGCUGUUAAGGAGGGAGGGAACAAUGAAGCAGAUCAAGGAGAUGACAGGCGUAACUUGACGAAGGAAGAUGAAGAAAGCAAUGACAAACAUCAGAGAGCAGAGGCUGCAUCAGCUGACACCUUGGAACAAAUUGUCACGGAGACACCAACAAAAGGUCAAGAAGAAUCUGCACCGUCAGACCAGCAGCCCACAGUGCCCCCUACUGACCAGGAGGCAGCCUCUGCUUCAACUUCACCACCCUCAGAUGCCACCAGCACCACUGCCACCGCUGCUGCCACUGGGGAGGAAACUCCAUCUAGCGGCCCAGCAGCAAGCAUUGCUAUCCACAAGACCAAAGAGAUCAAGAUAGCCCGACUGGAUGUGGCCAACGUGGCCUUAGACACUGAGAGGCUGGAACUGAAGGAGACACCCGCAGCGGAGACAGGCCAAGGCCUAACGGCACCCGCUGGGGGUUCCUCGGGCCUGCAGAGAGAGAGCGCAACGUCGGCGCCGCGUUCCACCCUGUUCCGCAUCCCGGAAUUCCGCUGGUCCCACAUGCACCAGCGCCUCCUCACGGACCUGCUGUUUGCCAUCGAGACUGACGUGCAAAUGUGGAGGAGCCACUCCAGCAAGACGGUUCUGGACUUUGUGAACAGCGGCGACAAUGUGGUGUUUGUGCACAACAGCGUGCACCUCAUCUCCCAGGUGGUGGACAACCUGGUCAUGGCCUGCGGAGGCAUCCUGCCGCUGCUCUCCGCCGCCACCUCCUCCUCCCACGAGCUGGAGAACACGGAGCCGACGCAGGGCCUGGCGCUGGAGGCCUCCGUCGCCUUCCUGCAGCGCCUCGUCAGCCUGAUGGACGUGCUGGUCUUUGCCAGUUCGCUCAACUUCACCGAGAUCGAGGCGGAGAAAAACAUGUCAUCGGGCGGCAUCCUGCGACAGUGCCUGCGCCUCGUGUGUGCCAUGGCUGUGAGGAACUGUCUGGAGUGUCAGCAAGCGCACCUGAAGCGCAGCAAAGAAGCCUCCGCUCUCAGCAACGUAGCCGGAACAGCACAGAGUCCCGUCGACGCAGUGACAGGCGGCAUGUCUCCUGUACGAGACUUUGAGAGACUGCUGCAGGACAUGGAUAUCAACCGCCUCCGGGCUGUCGUCUUCAGAGAUAUUGAGGACAGUAAGCAGGCUCAGUUUCUGGCUCUGGCCGUGGUCUAUUUCAUCUCCGUCCUUAUGGUGUCCAAGUACCGCGACAUCCUGGAGCCCCACAAUGACAAGAAACACGCUCAGACGUCGAGGAGCACAGAUAGCGCUGCCCUUUCUGCCGGCCUGGAAGCAGAGAACGGCGUUUCCCUCCGCCGGUACGAUUCCGGCAUCGGUGACGAGCACGCCGUGACCGCCGCCAGUGAGGCCGAGCUCUCGUCGUCGACGCCGGCCCACGGCGGCCCGGACGCCAUCUCGGAGGCCCUGUCCACGCUGUCCUCGGAGGUCAAACACGCCGCCGGGCAUGGCGACGCCAAGGGCAAGAACGUGAAGGACAUCCUGCGCAGCCUCGUGAGCGGCCCGAGCGAUGACCUCACGGUGGACCCGAGCCUGCUGCCGCCAGCCUUUCUAGGCGGCGUGGGCGACAUCAGAAGAGACUCCCUGCAGAUCCGCUCCUUUGAUAGGAGCGUGGUCCUGGCACCCAAGAAAGCCGGCCUGGUGUCUCAGGUUUCCACCGCAGCCUCCUCUGCUCCCUCGGUGCCUGUCGGGACGCCUGCUGACGGCGUGGCGGUGGUGUCUUCUGGAGAUGCGUCGCAGGGCAGCAGCGCCUCUGCAGAUGCAGGCGGCCAUGUUGCAGCUAGCGCCAGCUUGCCGUCUGUGCCCCAGCUCUCUCCUGUGAGCCAGCACACGGCCCCCGAUAUGAGCAUCUCGGAGCGUCUGGAGCACGCUCUGGAGAAGGCAGCCCCCCUGCUGAGAGAGAUCUUUGUGGACUUUGCCCCCUUCCUCUCCCGCACGCUGUUGGGCAGCCACGGGCAAGAGCUGCUCAUCGAGGGCACCAGCUUGGUGUGCAUGAAGUCCAGCAGUUCGGUGGUGGAGCUCGUCAUGCUUCUGUGUUCACAGGAAUGGCAGAAUUCCAUCCAGAAGAACGCAGGUCUGGCCUUCAUCGAGUUGGUCAACGAAGGCAGACUGCUGAGUCACACCAUGAAGGACCACCUGGUCCGCGUGGCCAACGAAGCAGAGUUCAUCCUCAGUCGACAGAGGGCCGAAGACAUCCAUAAACAUGCCGAUUUUGAGUCCAGCUGUGCUCAGUACGCGGCCGAGAAGCGAGACGAGGAGAAAAUGUGUGACCACCUGAUUCGUGCCGCCAAGUACCGCGACCAUGUGACGGCCACGCAGCUCAUCCAGAAGAUCGUCAACAUCCUGACGGACAAACAUGGAGCCUGGGGCAGCUCGUCUAUCAGCCGACCCAGGGAGUUCUGGCGCCUGGACUACUGGGAGGACGACUUAAGACGGCGACGCCGCUUCACCAGGAACCCCUUCGGAUCCACCCACUCGGAGGCCACGCUCAAAGCCGCCGCUGAGCACGUGGCCGCUGUCAGCGCACCAGAAGAGGACAUCCUGAAAGGACAGCAGUCCAUCAAGGGCACUCAGGUUUCGGCCAGUCACAGCUCAGACGGCGACGCUUUGCAGGACGGGGAUGACGACACGCUGUCGUCGUUGGAGGAUAAAGACCUGGAGAAUUUUACCGGCCCGGUCAACCUGAGCACCGGGGCCCAGCUGGUGGCUCCGGCCGUGGUGGUGAGAGGAACCCUGUCCAUCACCGCCUCCGAGUUCUACUUCGAGGUGGACGAGGACGAGCCCGGCUACAAGGCCGUGGACCCCAAGAUAUUGGCGUACACGGAAGGGCUUCACGGAAAGUGGCUGUUCACAGAGAUCCGGGCCAUCUUCUCCAGGCGCUACCUUCUGCAGAACACCGCCUUGGAGAUCUUCAUGGCCAACAGAACCGCCGUCAUGUUCAACUUCCCCGACGCCGCCGCCGUCAAAAAGGUGGUCCACAAUCUCCCUCGCGUCGGCGUCGGAACCAACUUUGGCCUUCCGCAGACCAGGCGUAUCUCUCUGGCCACGCCAAAGCAGCUGUUCAAGGCCUCCAACGUCACUCAGCGAUGGCAACGUCGCGAGAUCUCCAACUUUGAGUACCUCAUCUUUCUCAACACCAUCUCUGGUCGGACCUUUAAUGACCUCAACCAGUACCCGGUUUUCCCCUGGGUCAUCACCAACUACGAAGCGGACGAACUUGACCUGACACUGCCCAGCAACUUCAGAGAUCUGUCCAAGCCCAUUGGCGCUCUGAACCCCAAGCGGGCCGCCUUCUUCUCCGACCGCUACGAGUCGUGGGACGACGACCAGGUGCCCAAGUUCCACUACGGCACCCACUACUCCACCUCCAGCUUCACGCUCAUGUGGCUGCUGCGCAUCGAGCCCUUCACAACGUUCUUCCUCAACUUCCAAGGAGGGAAGUUCGACCAUGCUGACCGCACCUUCUCAUCGGUGUCUCGAGCCUGGAGGAACUGCCAGAGAGACACAUCUGAUGUCAAGGAGCUGAUCCCAGAGUUCUUCUACCUCCCCGAGAUGUUUGUCAAUGCCAACACGUACAACCUGGGAGUGAUGGAGGACGGCACCGUGGUUUCUGACGUGGAGCUGCCACCCUGGGCCAAGACCCCCGAGGAGUUUGUGCGGCUCAAUCGGCAGGCUCUGGAGAGCGAGUUUGUGUCCUGCCAGCUCCACCAAUGGAUCGAUCUGAUCUUCGGCUACAAGCAGCAGGGGCCCGAGGCCACCAGAGCCCUCAACGUGUUCUACUAUCUCACCUACGAGGGCGCCGUCAACCUGAACUCCAUCAGCGACCCCAUGCUCAGAGAGGCUGUGGAGUCUCAAAUCAGAAGUUUCGGGCAGACCCCCUGCCAGCUGCUCAUCGAGCCGCACCCGCCCCGAAGCUCAGCCAUGCAAGUGUAUCUUCUCCUGCAGACGCCGCUGAUGUUCACGGAGCAGAUGCAGCAGGACGUCAUCAUGGUGCUCAAAUUCCCGUCCAACUCUCCCGUCACUCACGUGGCCGCCAAUACGCAGCCGGGCCUGGCGGCUGCCGCCGUCAUCACCGUCACCGCCAGCCGCGUCUUCGCUGUCAACAAGUGGCACGGCCUGUCAGGUCAUCCGAGCUCAGCCGUGCAGGACCAGCAGUACCAACUGCCCGUGGAGAUCGACCCUCUCAUAGCCAGCAACGUAGGAAGUCAUCGGCGCCAGAUCUCAGACCUUCUGGACCAGAGCAUUCAGAUCAGCUCGCAGUGUUUCAUGGUGACGGCCGACAAUCGCUUCAUCCUGCUGUGUGGAUUCUGGGAUAAAAGCUUCAGGAUCUACUCCACAGACACAGGCAAACUGACUCAGAUCGUCUUCGGGCAUCGCGACGUGGUGACGUGUCUGGCUCGCUCCGAGUCGUACAUCGGAGGCGACUGCUAUGUCCUGUCGGGCUCCAGAGAUGCCACCCUACUGCUGUGGUACUGGAACGGCAAGCUCAACAGCGUUGGGGACAGCCCGGGAACAGAGUUCACCACACCUCGAGCCAUCCUGACGGGCCACGACUGCGAGGUAGCGUGCGCCAACGUGUGCGCCGAGUUAGGCCUGGUCAUCAGUGGCUGCAAAGAGGGCCUGUGCCUGAUCCACUCCAUGAACGGGGACCUGCUGCGCACCCUGGAGGGCCCCGAGUGCUGCACACGGCCCCGCCUCAUCCAGGCGUCCACGGAGGGACACUGUGUGGUCUACUAUGAGAAGGGACACUUGGCUGUCUUCAGCAUCAACGGCAAGCUGCUGCGCCAAAUGCAGGUGGAGGACAGCGUCAAGGCGAUGCUGCUGAGUCGUGACGGCCAGUAUCUGCUGACGGGCGGCGACGGAGGUGUCGUCUCGGUGCUGCAGGUACACGACCUCCGGCGGCUGUUCACGUAUCCUGGCUGCGAUGCCGGCAUACGCUCCAUGGCCAUGUCACAUGACCAAAGGUGCAUCAUCACGGGCAUGGCGUCGGGCAGCAUCGUGCUCUUCUACAACGACUUCAACAGGUGGCACCACGAGUACCAAACCAGGUACUGAGCCAGGAACCUGGGACAGGUUCGAAUGGUCGACGGGGCGAACUGUGGCGCAGCGACGCUGAACUUCCUCUUGGCACCGCUGUGGAAUCCACGCUGGUGGACGUAAACACAGAAGUUAUUUUUUUGAAGGGCUGAAGGAAAGCCUCAGAUCUUUUCUAGAAGACCAUGAAGAAAGUUUUCUAUCUUUUGGGGGAGUUUGUGCUUUAAAAAAACAACAAAAAUCUAUUUUUAGCUGUAAGAGUCUAUUUUCUUCUCCGCUUGAUGAUCCUAGGCUGAAUGUGUGAUCAGUGUUUCAUAAUAUAUUCAUGUGGGUAGGAUGCCUAAUAUUCUAUAUUUCAAACAACCUUCAUUCCUUAUCUUCUUGUAAGUUCCCGCACGGCCUUGACUUAGCUUCCUUUUUUUCUUUUUUUGCGUCGUCAACGCCGAGAACAGUCAAACGAUCUCGGAGCGUCCCCUCCUUUCAGCAGCUGCUGACAGCCAGGAGGAGGAGAAGGAAGGACUUCCUGUAGUUGAGUGUCACAUGACCACGGCGUCUUCUCUGAUUGGGGAAAAAGUUCCUUUGACUUUCAUGACGUUUGCGUCUGCAACCAUCGGACAAACUGACAACAAUGUUUGCUUGUUUUUUUUCGUUUGUGAGUGUAUGAGGAAUUGAGAUUAAAUGGAAUUUUGUAACAUGA
Molecule: messenger RNA, 9734 nt
Organism: Dunckerocampus dactyliophorus (ringed pipefish)
Lineage: Eukaryota; Metazoa; Chordata; Actinopteri; Syngnathiformes; Syngnathidae
Gene: lrba
Product: LPS responsive beige-like anchor protein
Exons: 57
Coding region: 668-9058 (2796 amino acids)
Biological process (GO): intracellular protein localization
Cellular component (GO): cytosol; membrane
Molecular function (GO): protein kinase binding
Source: RefSeq, a predicted model, not a curated record